Messenger RNA from Brienomyrus brachyistius, 4623 nucleotides. RefSeq names its product mitogen-activated protein kinase kinase kinase kinase 3-like. Bases 639 to 3287 code for a protein of 882 amino acids. Lineage: Eukaryota; Metazoa; Chordata; Actinopteri; Osteoglossiformes; Mormyridae. Gene Ontology annotation, biological process: protein phosphorylation. Gene Ontology annotation, molecular function: MAP kinase kinase kinase kinase activity; ATP binding. The transcript is spliced from 33 exons. The record is from RefSeq and is a predicted model, not a curated record.
GUUUUUCGGCUAAGUUGAACUACUAUUAAUUAUUUGUACGGUAUUUUUUCUGGUAUGUAUCAGACAUCACAAGUGUUCUCUAAUAAAUUGUUCAACCACGUACGGGUGUGAUCGGUAUACAAAAGCGCCAGUUUCACGCUGAUCAUUAGUGCAAUGCAGACCGCUAAAACCCCAAAUAAAGUUUUAUUAAGUGAUCGCUGCUUUUGAGAUGGUUAGGUGGUUGUCUGGCCCAGCAAAGAUGUCCUGUGCAUGUUUCAGUGCAAUGCACCGACAGAGUAGCGGAUCGGGCAGAGGCGCAGCCACGGCUCAGGGGGCACCACGAAGCGGCUGGGCUUCCCGUCCCCUCUUCCUGCCCAGCCUCUCUUCGGCUCUUCCUUCUUGCUCCUCUCCUGGAGCGCGAUCGCGGCUCGGUGCGCAGGCGUGAUGCGCCCUGGAAGCCAUGUUCGCUUCUCCGUGAGCCCCGGUCGUGAUUCCUCUCGCACCCCGGACUCCGCUCGUCCGUCCCGUCCGAUUCCUCCUACGUCUCUCGCGCAUCUUUUUACUUCUGGUUCGCUUUCGCUCUCCUCGCCGCCCGGGUCCGCGACGCCGGCGCCCCGCAUCUGCGCACCGAUCGAGCGGCAGGAGCCCGGGAUCGGACCAUGAACCGCAGCCUGGACCUCUCCAGACGGAACCCGCAGGAGGACUUCGAGCUCAUCCAGAGGAUCGGAAGCGGCACUUACGGCGAUGUCUACAAGGCCCGGAACGUCAGCACCGGCGAACUGGCCGCCAUUAAGGUCAUCAAGCUGGAACCGGGGGAGGACUUCGCGGUGGUGCAGCAGGAAAUCAUCAUGAUGAAGGACUGCAAGCACUCCAACAUCGUGGCCUACUUCGGCAGCUAUCUCAGGAGAGAUAAAUUAUGGAUAUGCAUGGAGUAUUGUGGAGGAGGCUCCCUGCAAGAUAUCUACCACGUGACGGGGCCCCUGUUAGAAUCCCAAAUUGCCUACGUCACGCGGGAAACCCUUCAGGGUUUGAACUACCUGCACAGCAAAGGCAAAAUGCACAGAGACAUCAAGGGGGCAAACAUACUGCUCACCGACAACGGUUACGUGAAACUCGCCGACUUCGGUGUCUCUGCGCAGAUCACCAUGACUCUGGCCAAGAGGAAGUCUUUCAUCGGCACCCCUUACUGGAUGGCUCCUGAAGUGGCUGCAGUGGAGAGGAAAGGGGGCUACAACCAGCUGUGUGACAUCUGGGCGGUGGGCAUCACAGCCAUCGAGCUGGCAGAGCUGCAGCCCCCCAUGUUUGACCUGCACCCCAUGAGGGCCUUGUUCAUGAUGACAAAAAGCAACUUCCAGCCCCCAAAGCUGAAAGACAAAAUGAAGUGGACAAGCAACUUCCACCAUUUUGUUAAACUGUCCCUGACAAAGAACCCAAAGAAGAGGCCUACAGCUGACAAGCUCUUGCAGCACCCCUUCGUCUCACAGCCUCUCAGUCGGACCCUGGCCAUCGAGCUGCUGGACAAGGCCAACAACCCCGACCACACUGCCGACCCCGACCUGGACGACGACGACGCUGAACCCGAGUCCCCGGUAUCUGUGCCUCACCGGAUACCCUCGGCCAACCGGAGCGCCCGCGACGAAAAGACGCUCUCCGAGAUCAACUUUGACAAAGUGAAGUUCGACCCCCCCAUGAGGAAGGAGACAGAGCCUGACCAUAAGCCGGCCGACAAUGAGGAAUUUUUGGACUGUGCCGAGGAGCUAUACUACACCGCAAGACCGAAACUGGUCGACUACGAAGUCGGGUCCCCAGGCGGCCGUUCCCAGGGUGGCAACAAGGGAACUGAGGCUCCUGUAGAGGAGGAUGAUGGUGGCGAUGAUGAACCUCGACACUCCACCAUGAGGCCCAAAGUACCCCCUCCACUGCCCCCAAAGCCCAAGUCUAUCCUCACGGCCCAGGACAGCCUCUCCGGGGAGGACGAGGGCGGCCACGAGACCAUCAAGCGCUCCCCGGGCUCCGAGAGCCCCACCCGACCCGUUUCCAAUGUGCCCCCACGGCCGCCGCCCCCGCGGCUCCCCUCGCAGAAGCGGGGCAGCUUGGGUAACGGGGUUAGUGCGUCUUCAGAUAACGGGGAACAAGGGAGUGGCAGGGAGGGGAAGCAGUCCACACUGCCCCCUACUGCCCCGUUACGGAGAGACAAGAAGGACAUUCCGAGGCCCAUAAGUAAUGGUCUACCGCCAACUCCAAAGGUCCAUAUGGGUGCUUGCUUCUCAAAGGUCUUCAACGGCUGCCCGUUGAAAAUCCACUGUGCCACCUCCUGGAUAAAUCCUGACACACGAGACCAGUUUCUGUUGUUUGGUGCCGAAGAAGGUAUUUACAACCUGAACCUGAACGAGCUCCAUGAGACCUCCAUGGAGAUGCUCUUCUCACGGAGAUGUACGUGGCUCUACGUCAUGAACAACAUCCUGGUCUCCAUAUCCGGUAAAGCCUCCCAGAUCUACUGCCAUAACUUGGUUGGCCUCUUUGAACACGCCCGUCAGAUGCAGAAGCUGCCCGUCGCCAUUCCCACGCACAAGCUGCCCGACAAAAUGAUCCCCAGGAAAUUCGCCGUGUCCAGCAAGAUUCCCGACACGAAGGGAUGUCAGAAGUGCUGCAUAGUGAGGAACCCAUACACGGGCCACAAGUAUCUCUGUGGAGCCUUCCAUUACGGGGCUGUCCUGCUGGAGUGGGUGGAGUCCAUGCAGAGGUUCAUGCUAAUCAAGAUCAUCGACUUCCCACUUCCCUGCCCCCUGGAGGUGUUUGAGAUGCUGGUGGUUCCCGAGCAGCAGUACCCACUGGUCUGCAUGGCAGUUAGCAAGGGCACUGAGCAGGGUCAAGUGGUGAACUUCCAUACCCUGAACCCUAACUCCACGUCGUCCUGGUUCACCAUGGUCGAUGCCCCGCAGUCCUGCGUGAUCCACAUCACCCAGCUGGAGAGGGACACCAUUUUAGUCUGCCAAGACCGCUGCAUAAAAAUCGUGAACCUGCACGGGAAGCUCAAAUCCAGCAAGAAGCUAUCGGCAGAGCUGACGUUCAACUUCCAGAUCGAGGCGAUAGUAUGCCUCCAGGACAGUGUGUUGGCAUUCUGGAAGCACGGAAUGCAAGGACGGAGCUUCAAGUCUAGCGAGAUCACGCAAGAGAUAUGCGAUAACACGAGGAUCUUCAGGCUCCUGGGGGCUGACAGGGUGGUGGUCCUUGAGAGCAGGCCUACAGACAACCCCACCGCCCACAGUAACCUCUACAUCCUAGCAGGUCACGAGAACAGUUACUAACGUACAGUGCAUUGUGGGAUUGGAGUACAGGAGGAGUGCCACUCUGUAUGGGAGGACGUGUGGACUGAUGUUGGCAUGCAUGAAUAGGGAGACUUCCACCUACCUUCCUUCAUUUUCAGUUUUACUUAAGUGGCAUGGAGAAAUUUUUAAUGAAUGCAAGUGUUGCCACCAAUAUUGGUAUAUUAUACUACCACACAAGUGCUUAACUGAUAUUUAAUUGUAAAUAUACACCUAGUUUGUUUGUUUUUUUUGGAGGAAGCAACCUGAUCUGAUUUUGAAAUUCUGCUAAAGUCAGGCAAUGUAGAUACUGGUGCAAAAUGUAUUGUACAAGUGACCAGACUGUACAUGUGUAAAGGUUUUGUUUCACUAUGCAGGUUAACUGGGGUACUGCUUUUUAAAGGGGGGGGGUUUCUCUGUAGGUUACCCAAGGAGGCACUUUACAGGAGUUUUAUAGUGGUUGUUUUGAGUAGUGAAUGGCCUGUCCACUCCCAAUAGUGAACUAUUUUUUUCAUAGUUCUGUUAUUUGCUCAUUUUUUAAUAUAAACUGAAUUUUUUUUUCUAUACUUUCAAUGAUAAGCCAUCGCCCGUUUGUCUUAUUAAUUCUGGCAUACACUGAUGUUAAAAUUUGCACAAAAAUAUCAAAGGAUUUUGAAAAAUGUGAUUUGUGUAUAUACCCAUGCGUUUGGGUUUAUGCACACGGACAAACCCACCGAUCUAUAUACAUGCAGUAUUUAUGUGCUGAUAAGCUGUGAUAGCAAAGAUGCAUUUAAAUAUGACUUGGAUUUCGAAAAUGAACAGAAACUGCCAUAGUAAGUCUGUCCUCUUGAAUUUUACGUUAACUCCAGCUAGUAUUUUUGGCUAGUGUCCUUGUCGAAUAAUUUUAAUUUGUCUUAAUUAUAAUGAAUUUCUUUUUUUAUUUUAUGGUUCUCUCAGAACCAUUUUAGUCUAAUUGCUUUUGGAAUACUCCUGCAAAUGGAACAUUCCGUUUUUGUUCUGUAGCCUUAAGGUUUUAUGUUUUAUUUUUUUUUUAAGUUAUGCCAAAAUGUGUCUUUCAGUUAUGGCCAAAAUGAGUUAGGCGUGCGUACCUCAUCCAUCUUAAUUCUAACACACAGUGACUGCAGGAUGUUGGUGGCAGAUACAAACUUAUUUUCUACUUCAUAGUAGCCAACAAAACACUAUAGAAUCACCUAGCUUGGAUUCAUUUCCAGGACUAAAAUGGGGGUUAUGAUUUUACAUAACUAGAUUUUUUUUUCCUUUACAUCCUGUUGUAGCAUUAAUAUUUUAAUAUUCCAAUGCAUUGUGUACAUACUGUAAAAUAAAAUUGGUCCAUUCUAAA